Molecule: messenger RNA, 1702 nt
Organism: Trichechus manatus latirostris (Florida manatee)
Lineage: Eukaryota; Metazoa; Chordata; Mammalia; Sirenia; Trichechidae
Gene: GATA4
Product: GATA binding protein 4
Exons: 6
Coding region: 74-1405 (443 amino acids)
Biological process (GO): cell fate commitment; negative regulation of transcription by RNA polymerase II; positive regulation of transcription by RNA polymerase II
Cellular component (GO): nucleus
Molecular function (GO): DNA-binding transcription factor activity, RNA polymerase II-specific; zinc ion binding; RNA polymerase II cis-regulatory region sequence-specific DNA binding
Source: RefSeq, a predicted model, not a curated record
UUUUCUUUCCCCGCAUUGAGCUUUGGCCUGCGGGGGAGAGGGAGGACUCAGAAGCGGAGAACACGAAGGAACGAUGUACCAGAGUCUGGCCAUGGCCACCAACCACGGGCCCCCUCCUGGGGCCUACGAGACAGGUGGGCCGGGCGCCUUCAUGCACAGCGCUGGCGCUGCGUCCUCGCCGGUCUACGUGCCCACGCCGCGGGUGCCCUCCUCUGUGCUGGGCCUGUCUUACCUCCAAGGCGGAGGCAGUGGCUCUACGUCCGGAGCCGGCUCGGGAGGCAGUUCCGGGACUGCCCCGUCAAGCGCCGGGCCGGGAACCCAGCAGGGCAGCCCCGGCUGGAGCCAGGCAGGAGCCGAGGGAGCUGCCUACACCCCACCGCCGGUGUCGCCGCGCUUUUCUUUCCCGGGGACCACUGGGUCCCUGGCGGCUGCCGCUGCUGCCGCCGCGGCCCGGGAAGCAGCGGCCUACAGCAGUGGCGGCGGGGCCGCAGGUGCGGGCUUGGCGGGCCGCGAGCAGUAUGGGCGCGCCAGCUUCGCCGGCUCCUACUCUAGCCCCUACCCAGCUUACAUGGCUGACGUGGGUGCGUCCUGGGCCGCGGCUGCUGCCGCUUCCGCCGGCCCCUUCGACAGCCCGGUUCUGCACAGUCUGUCCGGCCGGUCCAACCCCGCUGCCCGCCACCCCAGCCUCGUAGAUAUGUUUGAUGACUUCUCAGAAGGCAGAGAAUGUGUCAACUGUGGGGCCAUGUCCACCCCACUCUGGAGGCGGGAUGGGACAGGACACUACCUGUGCAACGCCUGUGGCCUCUAUCACAAGAUGAAUGGCAUCAACCGGCCCCUCAUCAAGCCCCAGCGCCGGCUGUCGGCCUCCCGCCGAGUGGGCCUUUCCUGUGCCAACUGCCAGACCACCACCACGACUCUGUGGCGCCGCAACGCUGAGGGCGAACCCGUGUGCAACGCCUGUGGCCUCUACAUGAAGCUCCAUGGGGUCCCCAGGCCUCUUGCGAUGCGGAAAGAGGGAAUUCAAACCAGAAAACGGAAGCCUAAGAACCUUAAUAAAUCUAAGACAUCAGCAGGUCCUUCAGGUAGUGAGAGCCUUCCUCCCACCAGCAACGCUUCCAGCAACUCCAACAAUGCAACCACCAGCAGCAGUGAAGAGAUGCGCCCUAUCAAGACAGAGCCUGGGCUGUCAUCUCACUACGGGCACACCAGCCCCAUGUCCCAGACAUUCUCAGUCAGUGCGAUGUCUGGCCAUGGGCCCUCCAUCCACCCGGUCCUCUCGGCUCUGAAGCUCUCCCCACAAGGCUACGCUGCUUCUGUUAGCCAGUCGCCGCAGGCCAGCUCCAAGCAGGACUCUUGGAACAGCCUGGUCUUGACUGAUAGUCACGGGGACAUAAUCACUGCCUAAUUACACCUCCUUCCCUCCUCAAAUUCCUGCACAGACUUGGGACUUGGAGGACAGCAGAGAUCAAGGCUCUGGGCUCUCCGUGGCCAGCCUCCUCUGUCUGGGAAUGACUCCAAAAGAACAAUUGGGAAGAAACUUGAAGUCUAUGAUUUGGUUAGGCGCAGGGGAUGUUGAAUUUUAUCAGAUACCUUCUCAAGGCAGGGGAACUGGAAAGAGCCCGGACUCUGAUACAGAAGAGCCACACCCUUCACCAAGAGCACACUAAGUCUCUUCCAUGUAGUUAGAGACUUUGCUUUCUCA